Messenger RNA from Acipenser ruthenus (sterlet), 3216 nucleotides. RefSeq names its product homeobox protein PKNOX1-like. The record is from RefSeq and is a predicted model, not a curated record. The transcript has 11 exons. Bases 1093 to 2385 code for a protein of 430 amino acids. Gene Ontology annotation, biological process: regulation of transcription by RNA polymerase II; angiogenesis. NCBI's taxonomy places the organism in Eukaryota, Metazoa, Chordata, Actinopteri, Acipenseriformes, Acipenseridae. Gene Ontology annotation, molecular function: DNA-binding transcription factor activity, RNA polymerase II-specific; RNA polymerase II cis-regulatory region sequence-specific DNA binding.
GGGGGGGGGGCAGGUAGAGUUGAAAUUGAAGAAUGUCAGUUGAUAUAGAUAGACAAAGGAUGAGGCAGGAGUGGAACUCCCGAGAAUAACUGCGAGAAUAAAUAGAAAAGCAGUAGUGUCCGAGCUUCGUAGCGAUACCAAACUCGUUUAAUAUAUAGAGAGAGAACUUGUGGUAUUAUACUGCCAUCCAGAGGUUAUGAUUGGAAUUAAACCAUUGACUUGAGUGAAGCAGGGUAGAAUCUAUGAAGUUAUUACGAUUAAAAUCCUUGUCUAUGUAGAACAACAUUUGCUUAUUCCCUUAGAUUUAAAUAAUAAAUGUUCUAGAGAUGUUAGGACAGUUAGUCAUGUAUAUAAAUAAGUAAACGCAGUACUUAGAGGUCAUGAUUCGGCGCGUUGAAUUCGUCUCCACCAGUUGUGAAAGCGCAGCAACAGGAAGCCGGAAGACAGCAGUACUGAAGCACAGAGCACGCAGAGCCUGAUGAAGCUGCCUGGUCACCAUGACAACUUACCACUCCCCGCAGUCACUCAAUGACGGCGUUACCGUGGUAACCGUGGUCUGUAAGGCGCCGGUGGAAAAGUUGCAGUGCAGCACUAUCGUUGGAGCAUGUUGUGACCAGUCAAACCACGAGCCGACACUGGUUAAAGUGGGCAGGAUACGUCUUUUAAAAGGUUGAACGUAGCUAAUGGAGGUCCAGGGCAGGAUCUUCCGAUGGAACGGUAACUGUGCUGGCUCUGUUGGAGCAGGGGAGGGGCGUCUGAUUGCAGGCGAGGAGUAAAGAGAGAUUCCGCAGCCAAAGCUUAAUGGUGGAUUUAAUAGAUUUAAAGUAGGGCAAUCGCUGACAACGUGAAUGUCGAUGUCUUGUCGAAGGAGCUUGAAAGUUUAGCAGAGGACCAGUCUUUCUGAAAAAGUUGCAGACAGGUUGAGUAAUGACGCUGCGCUUGAACGGCGCUGUUGCUGGAUGGAACAGGAAAGACAAACGUUGGAGCUCUUGAAGCCGAAAAGAGACGCUGUCUGAAAAGAAGGAUCACCUGAGCAGUAUACGUGGUGUUCUACCUGAUGAUGCUUCAGUGUUCAUAGUAUCUUCAGUAACCAUGAUGGCAACACAGUCGGUAUCCAUAGACAAUUACCAGGAAGGACAACCAAUGCAAGUCGUAACACAGGCCGAUGCUGAAGCCAGUCCUGGUGGUGGCAGCCCAGCCCCUGCAGAACCACAGACACCAAUGGAUGCUGAUAAAGAAGCAAUAUACAGGCAUCCUCUCUUUCCAUUGUUGGCAUUACUUUUUGAGAAAUGUGAGCAGUCAACCCAGGGCUCAGAGUGUAUUACUUCUGCCAGUUUUGAUGUGGACAUUGAAAACUUUGUCAGGAUACAGGAAAAAGAAGGAAAGGCCUUUUUCAGUGAAGAUCCAGAUCUAGAUAAUUUGAUGGUGAAAGCUAUUCAGGUCCUGCGCAUACACCUCCUAGAGUUGGAAAAAGUGAAUGACCUCUGUAAAGACUUCUGUAGUCGCUACAUUGCCUGUCUGAAGACGAAAAUGAAUAGUGAAACCUUGCUAAGUGGAGAUCCAGGCAGUCCUUAUUCGCCUGUACAGUCACAGAAUUCUGGCACUUUUACUGGCACUCUUAGUCCCCAAGGAAUUGUGGUUCCUGCUUCAGCACUGCAGCAAGGAAAUGUAACCUUUGCAACAGUUAACCCAACACAAGUUGUUGCAGGUGGCACAGUGUAUCACCCUGUGACUGUCGUUACACCACAAGGCCAGGUAGUAACACAGGCUUUGUCACCAGGCACAGUGCGCAUCCAGAAUACACAGCUCCAGCUCCAGUUAAAUCAGGAUCUGAGUAUUUUGCAUCAUGAAGAUAUGUCCUCCAAAAACAAACGAGGAGUGCUGCCCAAGCAAGCCACCAAUGUAAUGAGAUCCUGGCUGUUCCAGCACAUUGGACACCCUUAUCCAACAGAAGAUGAGAAGAAGCAGAUUGCUACCCAGACUAAUUUGACACUACUUCAAGUUAAUAACUGGUUCAUCAAUGCGAGGAGGAGAAUCCUCCAGCCCAUGCUGGAUGCAAGUUGUUCUGAAACUCCAAAGACAAAGAAGAAAACUGCACAAAAUAGGCCCCUUCAGAGGUUCUGGCCCGAUUCUAUUGCAUCUGGUGUCAACCAACAACAUUCCUCAGAAAUCACAAUGUCUGAAGGAACUAUGGUGGCUGUCGGUGUGAAUGUGGACAGUCUCCAGUCUCUCUCUUCAGAUGGUGCCACAUUAGCAGUGCAGCAGGUCAUGAUGGGCGGACACAGUGAAGAUGAUUCUGUGGAGAGUGGAGAGGAUGACAGUGGUGACCUUUCAACAACAAACAUAAGUGGGCUUGGACUGGAAACAAGUGAUUCCCUGCAGUAGACUCAACAGAGUAACAAAGAAAGAGUCUGAAAAUAUAUUGUGAAUAAAAAUAGGACUUACAGUAGUGUUUUUAGUGUGCACAGCAAACAUUUACACAGGGCGUUUUAUUUCUGAAAUGUUUUAUACUUUGUUAUAGAGGGGUGCACUUUUUUGUAUUUCUAAUACUAAACAAACAAAAGUGUUAUAAUAAGGAGUGCUUAAAUAAAAAGCUUUGAAAGGUAAUACUGAUUUCAGUAGGGAUGCAAACACUUAAAUAUAACUGUAGUUAUUUCAUACAUUUAGCAUGCCUGUAUAUCACUAGCUGUGCUUACAAAGCAAAUAAACACAGGGCCAUAGUUGUCCACAAGAUUUAAAACAAGUUAAAAAAAUAAGCUAUUUUUUAUAAAUGAAGUGCGGAAAAUAAUAGGUUUGUUUCUUUUUUUAGGAAUAUUUAUGUAUAAAGACAAAAAAUAUAAAAAAAUGUAAAAGAAAGCCAUCCUUUUCGGGAUGAAGUGGAUGUUUUUUAAAUAAAUAAAAAAAUCUAAAAGCUAAAUUGAAUCAGUUUAAAUAAGCCUUAAACUAACUGGCGAAGAAGCACAUAGUCUAUUUUUAGUGUUGAAAUUAAUUUUAAAUAACAAAACCAUGUGGAUUCAGUACAGGUUUCUGCAUUUCAAUGUGUUAUUGGCUUUACAAGAUACAGGAAUACUUAAAUCGAUUUGUAUUUUUUCUCAGUAAUUAAAUAUUUGCAUUUUUAGUGUAGGUUUCAUGCUUUGUAAUGUAUUUUCCUAUAACUUGUCCAGUAAAAUUGCCAAAUUAGGUUUUUUGUUUAAUAAAAAAUGCAUUUACACACAA